Ochotona curzoniae (black-lipped pika) is the source of this 3213-nucleotide messenger RNA. RefSeq names its product NACHT, LRR and PYD domains-containing protein 9-like. Gene Ontology annotation, molecular function: protein binding. The transcript is spliced from 11 exons. Gene Ontology annotation, biological process: regulation of inflammatory response. The record is from RefSeq and is a predicted model, not a curated record. Gene Ontology annotation, cellular component: cytoplasm. The coding region runs from base 1 to 3213 and encodes 1070 amino acids. NCBI's taxonomy places the organism in Eukaryota, Metazoa, Chordata, Mammalia, Lagomorpha, Ochotonidae.
AUGGACCAACCCUCCGCCUUCAGCUUGAGCCUGACGUGGUGCCUGGAGCAACUUCAAGCCGAGCAGUUAGGGCAGUUCAAGGAGCUCCUCACGCAGAAAUCCGAGGAGUCUGGUCUUGCGCAGACCCCCUGGAAUGAGACCAGUGGGGCCUCCCGGGGCGAGCUGGCCUUGCUGCUGGAGAAGUGCUACCCGAGCCAUCAGGCGUGGGAGCUGACAAUGAGCGUACUCGAGCAGCUCGGCCGGAGAGACGUCUGCAUGGAGGUGGAGGAGGAGCUGAAGAGGGCGUCGGUGGGUGAGCUGGCUGUGCUGUUGGCAGGGGCGUCGGUGGGUGAGCUGGCUGUGCUGUUGGCAGGGGCGUCGGUGGGUGAGCUGGCUGUGCUGUUGGCAGGGGCGUCGGUGGGUGAGCUGGCUGUGCUGUUGGCAGGGAGAUCAGAGACACACAAGGCUCAGAUGAGGGAGAAGUUGGAGUUGAUCUGGACCGAGGAGACCCGCGUUCCGGUCCCGGAUUGGCAGUACAUGAGCACUGUGGAGAAUGAGUUCAACGCGCUGCUCACGGCCGUUGGCCGCUUUCCGGGGCCCUGCACUGUGGUCGUGAGUGGCCCCGAGGGGGUCGGCAAGACCAUCUUCCUGAGAAGAGCCAUGCUGGAGUGGGCCAAGGGGACCAUCUGGAGCAACACGUUCACGCAUGUCUUCUUCAUCCAUGUCUUUGAACUGAACGGCCUGGAGGAGACCAGCCUGGAGGAGCUGCUGUUGGGAGACUGGCCUCCGGAAGCCGGGGCCCUCCAAGACGUCUUCUUAAGGCCAAGCAGAGUGUUGCUCAUCCUGGAUGGCUUUGAGCGGCUCAAGUUUGACCUGAAGCUCAGGACGGACGCACGUGGCGACUGGAGGCGACGAUGGCCCCCGGCCGUGCUCCUGAGCAGCCUGCUGCAGAAAACCAUGCUUCCAGAGUGCUCGCUGCUGCUGGGCUUCGGAAAGCAGAGCAUGGCCAGGCAUGGCUCCCUGCUGCAGCAUCCCAGCCAGCUGCAAAUGCUGCCGCUCAUAGACAUCCACAGAAAGAAUUAUUUCUACCACUUCUUUGAGGACCGGCGACAGCGCAGCCAAGCCUUAGAGUUUGUGGAGAGCCUUCGGCCUCUCUGGGUCAGCUGCGAGAGCCCCUUGACCACGUGGCUGGUGUGUACGGCUCUCAAGUGGCAGAUGGACCGCGGAAAGAGGCUGGAAUUCUACCCUCAGUCCUCCACCUACCUCUACUCGAGCUUCUUGACCUCGGCUCUGCGGACAGCAGAGGCGGGCAGAGUCCCACCGAACGCCAAGAGAGCGCGCCUCAAGGGGCUGUGCGCCCUGGCCGCAGAGGGCAUGUGGACUCAGACAUAUGUGUACAGCCGGGGGGACAUGAUGCGGCACGGGGUCUCCGAGGAGGACGUGGCCAUGUGGUUGAAUUUGAAGUUCCUGCGGCCCAGAGGGGAGCGCUUCAUGUUCAACAACAACUCCCUGCAAGGUUACUGUGCUGCUCUGUCCUACUUCCUCAGGCAGCCCAGAGACCCACCCGUGGGCAACAUCGGCACAGUGGCCCACCUGGUGGCCACGAGCAUGGGGCGCGAGCACACGAACCUGUGCGACACAGGGAUGUUCCUGUUCAACCUCUCGGUCCGGAAUAUCCUCGGCUUCCUGGAGUCCCGCUUGGGCUUCCAGCUAUCCAAGGCCAUCAGAGAGGAUAUCCUGGAGACCCUGCAGUGCCUGAGCAAAACGGCUGCCCAAGACAUCAAUUAUGAGGUGCUGUUCCUGGCACUGUUUGAAAGCCAGGACGAGCAGUUUGUCCUCAGGGCGAUGGCUUUCUUCGAGGAUCUGUUCCUCAACAUUCAAAGCGCCGACCACAUGGUCAUCGCUUCCUUCUGCCUCAAGUACUGCUGCAACCUGAAAAUGAUGCACCUGUGUGUCAACAAGGUGUUCCCCUACCAGGAUCAGGCCUUCAGUGAAGCGGAAACCAUCCAAUACUGGAAGGAAUUUUGCUCAGCAUUCCAGAGAAAAAAGUUCCAGGUGCUGAAACUGGACAACAGCACGCUGGACCACGUGUCCCUGUCUAUCCUCCUCAAAGCCGUGGCCCAGCCCACGUGCCGACUAAACAGCCUGUCGUGUAAUUUUGUCAAGAACUUCGGACUCGGGUUGGAGUUCUGCAAGGCGGUGCUUCACAGCUCCCACCUCCGAUACCUGAGCCUGUACGGCACCAGCCUCUGCCAGCCGGCUGUCUCCUUCCUGUGUGAGGCGCUGAGGGCCCCGUCCUGCAAGGUGGAGGUGCUCAUGUACCUGCUCCUGUUGGACUUCACCCUGGACGCUGCGCGGAAGCUGACCCGCUGCGCAGGCAUCGAGUCCCUAAGCUGCAGACUGGGCAAGUGUGACAUCCAAAGCCAAGCUGGUAAAGACCUCGGCUCCCUGCUCGACUACAACACUACGCUCAAGUGCCUCUCCCUGAUGGAAAAUGCGCUGAACAACGAAGGAGUGAUCGCGCUGUGCAGGAACCUGGGGCGGCGCCAGUGCGCCCUGCAGAGGCUCAUAUUAAACUUCUGCUGCGUCACCACCGAGUCUUGCAACCACAUUGCCCAAGCCCUCGUGUAUACCACGACGCUGCGCAUCCUGGACCUGGGCUCCAACAUGCUGGGCGACGGAGGGGUGGCCAUCCUCUGCGAGGCCCUGAAGCAAUCAAGCUGCAAACUGCAGGAAUUAUGGCUGACGAGCUGCUACCUCACUCAGGCUUGCUGCCAUCACCUAGCUCCUGUUCUCACGAACAGUGAAAACCUCAAGACCCUGAAACUUGGCAACAAUAGUAUCCAAGAUGAAGGCGUCAAAGUCUUGUGCAAAGCCCUGAGACAGCCCAGCUGCCGCCUGCAGCGCCUUGGCCUGGAGAUGUGCCAGCUCACCGGCGCCUGCCUGGAAGACCUGGCCGUGGUGUUCGCAACCUGCAAGACCCUGCAUAUGUUGAACCUCAGCCUGAUCACGCUGCAACGUGAGGAAGUGAAGGCGCUGUGUACAGCCUUGGCCCACCCCAAGUGUGUGCUGCGCAUGCUCGGGCUGGACAGAGGUGUGUAUGACGAGGAGUCCCAGCUGGUCCUGUCACAGAUGAAGGCCAGAGUGCCCCACCUGGCCAUCGUCCAGGAGCUGUGGCUCGAAGAGGAGCAUCAGAUCCAGGGCGUGGUCCCCCAGGGGGCCUUGCUGACGUAG